Messenger RNA from Emericellopsis atlantica, 1788 nucleotides. RefSeq names its product SET domain protein. Gene Ontology annotation, cellular component: nucleus. The record is from RefSeq and is a predicted model, not a curated record. Lineage: Eukaryota; Fungi; Ascomycota; Sordariomycetes; Hypocreales; Bionectriaceae. Gene Ontology annotation, biological process: peptidyl-lysine monomethylation. Gene Ontology annotation, molecular function: protein-lysine N-methyltransferase activity. The transcript has a single exon. Bases 108 to 1490 code for a protein of 460 amino acids.
GGAGGGGCAGGAUCAACGUCUUUCUAAAGCAACUGUAGAUCCUCGACAGCAAACCAACCUUAUUUUUUACCUAGUCGCUCUUUUCCUGCACCAAAAGCACAUCCCUCAUGGAAGACAUUAAAGCACUGGUUGAUUGGUCCACCGACCACGGUGCAACUUUGCAUCCCUCCGUCGAGGUGUACGAUGAUCCAACAACCGGAUUCUCGUUCCGCGUCAAGCCUUCCAGUGAAAAUCCCCUGCCAGCCUGGGAUCAAGUUGUCAGCUUGCCGACGAGACUCUCGCUAUCAUACCUGGAUGUGAUUCACGCGGCCAGCUCGAACCCCAUAUUCCCAGCUGAAUUCGUCUCUCAAACGCCACCUCAUGUCAUUGGCAGAUUCUUCCUCGCCAAACAGUACCUACUAGGCAGGGAUUCAUUCUGGUGGCCCUACAUCCAGGCACUACCGCAGCCAGCUGAUGAGGACAGCUGGUGUCUCCCGCCGUUCUGGCCUACAGACGAUGCUGAACUGCUGGAGGGCACGAAUGUCGAGGUUGGGUUGGAGAAGAUCAGGGCCGAUGUUCGCAAAGAACACGCAGCUGCAGCUGCUCUCCUAAAGCAGCACGGCGAUGAAAAAGACAAGGAAAUCAGUAUGAAACUCUAUCAGUGGGCAUACUGCAUUUUUUCAAGCAGGAGUUUCAAGCCGAGCCUCGUGCUAGCGGAGGAAGAGCAGACGCGACUUCCAGACGGCAUCGGCAUCAACGACUUCUCGGUGUUGUUGCCGUUGUUUGACAUUGGCAAUCACGACAUGACGCUAGACGUGCGGUGGGAACUGCAACAGAAACCUCACAACACAUGCGAGCUCAGAGUUGGGCGCAGCUUCCAGCCAGGCCAGCAGGUCUUCAACAACUACAGCAUGAAGACGAACGCUGAGCUCCUGCUCGGGUAUGGCUUCAUGAUCCCGCCCACGGAGGAGUUGCACAACGACUACACGCACGUUCGUAAGCGAACGAGCUCACCAAGUGCCUCAGAGGAAUACUACAUCUCAAGGCGCCCGAUGGCCCAUUCCAGCUCACUUCUUGGUCGUUACCGGCAAGAACUGACGGUGGAGCUACCCGAGGGAAAGUCCAUCAUCGGCACGUUCCAGCAUGUACAGCCAGAUAUGGUGUGGGACAUUUUCUGCACCCUUUGUCAGCCGGAGGAGAGGGCUCAGAUAAUGCCCAGCGACGCCGCAACCCUAGAGGAACAAGAAGUGGCCAGGCAGAGACAGUUCUUUAGUGGCGAUGUCAAACAAGGCUCCCAGGCGCAUGCCUACUUGGAGCAUACCAUGGGUAUCAUUCAGCACAAGGUAAUGCAAGAGUUGGAGAGAUUGGAAGAGACGGAGGUGGAGCUUGUAGACGGUCAAGAGGGGGAUUUGACAAGGAAUCAGCGACUGGCGUUGGAGUAUAGACGGCGUUGUCGGGCAGUGUUGGAAAAUACCCUAGAAGCGAUGGGCUUGGAGGAGGAGGCAGCAUAACUCACAGUGGCCGACAUGUGCUAGGUGAUAAUGGAUCCAAAAUGAAACUGGGCACGCCCAGAAUCAAAUACUUGACUAGAUAUAGAGGUCAAAGAAAGGACUGGCUGUUCUUAGAACUCAUUAAGAUGCUCAAUGGUAGUCCGUAGGGAUCUCUCCUAGACAGCCCCCACCAGGCUUGGUCGUCUCCUCACCCACCCACCUCCUCACACAAGGGCAACUCGCAACUCUCACAAAGCACCACGCGUAGCCAAAUCUCUACAUCAUGAGUGCAAACAGAUUCCUCGAUUUGAUCGACAAG